UGAUAGAUUCGUCAGGGUGUAUAGUCCAUAACCUCUGACAGACAUUCGUCUUUGUAAAUUGUAAUUAGAAUUCUUGAGCUGACGAUAAAUGAAAGUGUUGUUUACAUUCCGUGAAGUUUGCGGCUCGUGCGUUUUGUGUCUGGAUCCUCUUCCUAACGGAAUUUCUGUGUGUUAAUGAACAUGGGGGAGGUAAAGUUUUUCGUGUGCAAACCUAGUGAAAUAUGUGAAUUGUAAUUGAAUUAAAAGUGUUUUGCGGUGUUUGUUCGGAUGCUGGCGUAGGAUUGCCAUGUCCAGACUCGUGGACUACUUCGUUAUUGUGGGUUUUGACCACGAAAAAGAAAGGGGCGGCCUGAGCAGCGGCAUAAUCCUCCAGCGAUUCCCUGAAAACAACUGGGACGACACACCAUUCCACGACGGCAUAGAAUGGUUCUGCCAACCACAAGGAUGGGCGCUAUCAACGGAGAGGUCGGAGCCUCGGUUCUACGUGUCGGUGCUGACCGACGUGGACGCCAACCGCCACUAUUGUGCCUGUCUCUGCUUCAACGAGACCGUAGCCAUCACACCCACCAAGCCCGCAGACGAGGACGAGGAGCCCCUGGAGUGUUCGAGGCCGGUCGCCAACAUCACCCACCACAGUAUCAUGUAUGCUCCCAAGUGCCUUGUCAUCGUCUCCCGUCAGGACUACAUAGACACUUUUCGGAAUUGCCUAGGCAUCAUCUACACUGUGUGGGUAGAGAACCUGGGCGUUCCUCUGGAGACGCUGGUGGGUAAUCUCCUGGGCUGCGUGCUGGUUCCACCUGCUGGCGGCCCUCAAGUGCGAUUCAGCAUCGGUGCGGGCGACCGCCAAGCGCUGCAGCCACCUGCCACACCGCCCUUGCCCGUCACUCACACUGCUGUGCACAUGCUGCUCAGGUUGCUUGGUAUCCACAAUUCGGUAACCUUGUGGUGUGCAGUGAUGAGUGAACAGAAAGUGCUAGUUGUGUCGCUAGCGGGUGCCAGACUGGCAGCCGCGUGUCGCGCGCUAGCGGCCCUCAUGUUCCCCUUCAGAUACGCACAUGUGUACAUACCGCUACUGCCUGCGGGAUUGGCUGAAGUGUUAGCUACGCCGACGCCGUUUCUUAUUGGUGUUCACUCGAGUCUAAAGGAAGAAGUAUCGGAACUGCUGGACGUUAUAGUAGCAGAUUUAGACGUCGGUUCUCUCCAUAUACCUGCCGGCGUGAACAUUCCUCGGCCGGAGGGAAAGCUUCUCUCAUCGCUACAAGAGGCAUUAGCGUUAGUACUGCAACCGGAGCUAGGGGCUGCGGACUCUGCCUUUGCCCCGCCCCCGCCGCUCUCGUCACCCCCACACAUGUUGGAUAAGGAAAUUAGAGCUGUUUUUAUGAGGACCAUUGCAAGAUUAUUACAAGGUUAUAGGCAUUGUCUAACAAUAAUAAGGAUACACCCCCAGCCAGUGUUGACCUUCCACAAAGCUGGGUUCCUUGGUGCGAGAGGUCUAUCACAGUGUCCGUUCGCGCCAAGACUACUUGAAUCAAUGUUCUAUAAUGGCUUCGUAGCGGAACGAGGCCCGCCUUGGCGACCCACUGACAUAUGGGACGAGUUACUACAAAACUUACCAGAACAGUUAAGAAUAGAAGCUUUAAACCCAGACCUACAGUUACAACACAUACAAGACUUGGCUAUGCAGUUACAUCUUAAUGAAAAUCCUAAUCCACAAGCGUAUCAACAGAGAAUAUUACGGCCGCCAGAAGGUGCGUCGCAGCGGAUACACCAACCGCCGCUGCCUUUAUUAGACGCUACGCGAGUCAGAGAGGUUAUUGAAGAAGUCACAGCACGGAAUGCCAAUAACCCAAAAUUGUCAGCGUUGCGGCCGCCACAACCUCGGAUAGUACCGCCAGCUGCACCACCCACCGGUGCCACUGAAUUUGGACCCUUAUUGCUUACCAACUCGGCUAGACGAUUAGAGGUGCUUCGCGCGUGCGUGGCGGCCAUCUUCGAGUGCCGCUACGCGGAUGCGCGCAAGUCGUUCCCCGCCGUGCUGCGCGCGCUGCGGGCGCCGGCUGCGCGCGCAGCGCUAGUGCGCGACCUAGCUGCGCGCCUGCCCAACAACAAGCACCUGCUGCAGCACCACCAGUUCGAGCUCGUCACCAGAUUAAUGAACUGCGCAUUGCAGUCGGCCACGGCAAUAGACGAGCAUUCGAUAGCGGCGGCCAUGUUACCCCUCGCCACUGCCUACUGUCGAAAACUGUGCACCGGUGUCAUACAGUACGCGUACAUGUGUAUACAGGAGCAUCAGGUUUGGACGAGCCAGCAGUUUUGGGAGGCAGCGUUCUAUCAGGACGUUCAGAGAGAUAUUAAGGCUUUGUACCUGCCCAGUCCUGCGCAUCACCCGAGAGUACCUAGUCCAAGGGACAUGGAUUUGUGUCGUGACGACGAAGAAUACAUAUCGCUGUUAAAAGCCCAGGAGCCGAGCGCUCUUGAAAUUGCUGCCGAGCAAAUGAGGCUGUGGCCGAGUUUACCACCAGAAAAACAACGCGAAUUAAUAGCAUCGGAAGAGUCGACGUUGUACAGUCAGGCGAUCCAUUACGCCAAUAGAAUGGUGUACCUUUUGCUGCCGUUAGAGGGCGCUGGACGGCGGGCGGAUGCGCGGGGAGGUGACGACGACAGAGCCAGCAACAGUAUUACUAAUAGUGUGGCAGAGUCGGACAGUGCAGACGCGGAGUCAGGUUUCGAAGAAGCGGACCCAGGAGAAGCGGGGAACAAUGUAAUCAAAAUGGUCUCACGAUUUGUCGAUAAAGUAUGCACAGAAGGUGGUGUGACGGCAGACCACGUGAGAUGUCUUCAUCAGAUGAUCCCUGGAGUCGUUCAUAUGCAUAUGGAGACAUUGGAUGCCGUUGCUAGAGAGAGUCGGAGAUUACCGCCUGUACAGAAGCCCCGAAUAGUGGCGCCUGCGCUAAUAGCGGGCGAGGCGAUCUCGGUACCUGCUUUGCGAGCGUAUCUAGUAGCUGACGGAAGAGAAACUCCUCUUCUGCCUGCAGAGGGCGCUUUAUUCCUCACCAAUUACAGGGUCGUUUUUAAGGGAGCGCCUACUGAUCCCUUCGCGUGUGAGCAAACAGUCGUCCGGUCGUUUCCGCUGGUGUCACUAACCCGCGAGAAAGCCGUCCGUACUCACUACCUACCCCACCUGGAGCAGUCCUUACAAGAUGGCUUGCAGCUACGCUCUGCCACGUUCCAGCUAAUCAAGGUGGCAUUGGACGAGGAAGUGAGCAGCGAGCAAGCCGAAGCGUUCCGCAAGCAACUGGCGCGGGUACGGCACCCCGAGCACGUGACGAUGCACUUUGCAUUAGCGCCGAGGCCAGGACCCAAACCCUCCGCCACUGUCAGCAAACACAACACACUGAAGGGUUUUGCGAAGAAAACGUUGCUGAAAACAGCGCGGCGAGCCGGGCUGAAACCGAAGCCAUCUAAGCGACAGAAAUAUGUGUUGCCGUCAGCGGACGCGAGGUCCUUGACCUCACCGCCACUUAUGUCUUCCUUGUCAGCUGAUACUUUGUCACUGGAGGAGCUGGAGCUGGCGGGCGCGGAGCCGGCCGAGCCGCCGGCGGCGCGCACGCUGGAGCGCGUGCGCGAGCGCAUCUACGCGCGCGACUGGGCACGCCUCGGCCUGGCGCACGCGCCCUUCCGUCUGGCGCACGCCAACGCCGUCUACACUCUCUGCCGGAGCUACCCGGCCGUGAUACCAGUACCUUCGAGCAUAGGAGACGAGUCUUUGCGGAGGAUAUCACGAUGUUACCGUCAGGGACGGCUGCCGGUUAUCACGUGGAGGCAUUCAAGAACACACGCGCUCUUGGCAAGAUCCGGAGCGUCCCACCAUAAAGGCGUGAUGGGCAUGCUUAAAGCCAGCCAUCAGAAUCAGGGUGCUACACAAAGUGGCACUGACGCGCCAUCUAGUGUAGAACAGGAGCGGUACCUCGCGACGUUGGUAGCAUGCACGCCGGCUUCGCGCGGCGAGCUGGAAGACUCGAGUCUAAGCCUGGACUCGCUGCUACUGUGCUGCGACGACCAGCCGACGCACACGCCGCUGCUCACCAAAGCUGCCGGGACUCUCAGCGUUCUGGGUCGUGGCAGCGGCGGCAAGGGCGGCGCUGCAGCGAAACACUUCGGCCGUUGGGGUUCGCUUAAGGGGAGACAACCAUCGCACCUCGACCUUUACGCGCCCAGACAGAGACUGUCCACUGCCGAUCUCGAUUCAGUGUCGGGUGAAGGGCCCCCGUCGCGCCGUGCGGCGCUGUACGUACUGUCGGAAAAGGGUGGCGGCGGCGGCGCCGGCGUGUCCGGCUGCGAGUACGUGCCCGUGGAAUAUCCCGACACCAGAGCCACCAAACACGCCUUCAAGAAGCUCAUGCGCGCUGCGGUUCCAUCCACGCCUGCUGCUCCCGAGGAGCCUGGCUUCCUUAAACUUAUCGAAGAGUCGGGAUGGCUUUGGCAGCUGAGACAGCUGUUCCAAUUGUCCGGUGCAGUCAUUGAUCUGCUGGACCUGCAAGGAUCUUCGGUGCUGUUGUCGCUUGAAGAUGGAUGGGAUGCCACCGCGCAGAUCUCAUCACUGGCACAAAUUUGCUUAGAACCGUAUUAUCGCACACUGGAAGGAUUCCGUAUAAUCGUGGAAAAGGAAUGGCUGGCUUUGGGCCACAAGUUCCAGCAACGGUCCAACAUUGGGCCCACGCCGCAGCAGGGUUUCACGCCUACAUUUCUUAUGUUCUUGGACGCCGUGCAUCAGCUGCAGAAGCAAUUCCCCCUGGCCUUCGAGUUCAACGAGUACUACCUGCGGUUCGUAGCGUACCAUACGGUGUCCUGCCGCUUCCGCACGUUCCUGUUGGACAGCGAGGCGCAGCGUGCUGACCUGGGCAUGACUGCCGCUGAUGAUAAACGCCAGGAUACCUCGCGCAUGGGUGUAGAGACUGGUGCGGGGUCAGAAGAAGAGUGCGGUGGUGGGGGGUACGGAGGCUCCGGUGGAAGGGCCCCCGCCUGCGGACUCAGCCUCUUCGACUACAUCGACAGGCAUCAUCAGAAGGCGCCCAUCUUUUACAACUUCCUUUACACGCCUGAUCUUGAUAAUCCCGUCCUCCGACCAGUCUCGUCAGUAUGCAGUCUCGAAGUAUGGGAGUACUACUGCAGCGAGGAAUUGUCGCACGGCGCGCCGUACGACUUGGAAGCGUUGCCGCCGACAGAGGCCGACUUGCGUCCGACGCCACGACGACUCGUUACUGCUGGUUAUGACAGUAUAGCGAGAUGUAUGCCCGACUCGUUCAGCGGUUUACUAGAGCGGAUUCGGCAGCUGGAGCUAGAGCUGGGUCAUCUACCGCAGAAGUGGCGCGUGCGCUGGGAACAGCUAGAGCUACCUAACACGCUGGAGUUACAGAGAGUGUCGUCGAUGUCGUCUGGCGUGGUGCGGCGCGCGACUCUGGCCAGCCACAAGCGCGGCACGCUGGAGGUGCUGGUGCGCGGGCGCCUGGCCGCCGCACCUUCAGCGGCGCCGGCGCACCGCUGGGCGCCCGCCGCCACGGCCGCGCCCGCGCGCUGCGACCACUGCGGGGACCUGCUCUGGGGGCCACUCAAGACGGGCGUGCGUUGCGUGGACUGCGGCGCGGCUUGCCACGAACGCUGCGCAGACGCCUACGCGUUGCCGUGCACCAAGUACAAGGCGCCGCCGCCCAACGACCGAGACAAGGACAAUCGCCAUAACAAUAACAACAGCGUUGGUACCCUGCAAUCGUCGUCGCAGCAGUACUACGAGCAGUUCUCGUCCAAUGUGGCGGAGAACCGCACGCACGAAGGCCACCUCUACAAGCGCGGCGCUCUGCUUAAGGGCUGGAAGCAACGAUGGUUCGUGCUGGACUCGAUCAAGCACCAGCUGCGCUACUACGACGCGAUGGAGGACUCGCACUGUAAGGGGUUCAUCGACCUGGCCGAGGUGAUCACGGUGACACAGGCGCCGCCCGCGCCAGGUCCUCCCAAGAAGUGUGACGAUAGAUCCUUCUUUGAUCUGCGCACGAGUCGCCGCACGUACAACUUCUGCGCCAGCGACGCGAACGCCGCGCAGGAAUGGAUUGAGAAGCUCCAAGCUUGCCUGCAGUAACGUAAUUUAGCUUAUACAUGAAAGUACUCAACACGGUUCCUAAACUCGGUAAAAAGUAAAAAAAUCAUUUUUAACUUGUCACAUAUUUCUUGGACUGUUGAUUCUUGGAACAGAAAUGGUAAUUUAAUUAUGUUGGUAUAUUAUGACGCGUAUAUGUCUACUGUACUGUAUCAAGCCAUGUACAUCCUACUGAUGGGCACGGGUUUCCAUUCAGUUACUUAAAUCCUGGAUGGCUCUAUAUCUUUUAUAAUUAUAUCAUUAGAUUAUUAUUUAGAUACUUGCUCCCGUAGCUGACAAUUUUUGUAUGAUUUCAUACAAAUGGAAAUUAUGGAUUUUUUCCAUCCGGCCAGUAUGGCGGUUAUCCCGUGCCCAGCAGAAGGACUUACAUCUGUGAUAUAGGUGUAAGAAAUUAUCCGUUUAAGAUAUAAAAAAAACGUUGCACUUUGUUGCAUGUACGUUAUGUUGUUGAAAGAAAUAUUAAAAUAAUUGAAUGAAAUAUUUGGAAAGAAAUAUUGCACUCAAUAUUUGUAUGAAUUUUGUUCAAGUUGUGUUGAACAAAAGAAGAAGGCGCCCUUACACUUGCGUUAGAAAUACAUCAACAGAAUUGAAGUUUGUUUCAAAGAGAAAGCCAAAAAUUGAGAUUUUUUAUACAUUAUGCCAUAUUGUACGACUACGUUCUUUCUAGUGUUUAAAUAUUUAAACAAUACCAAUAAUUUUAAUUGGUAUCAUUGUCUACGUUACGGGUAAAGUUAGAAAUAUGGGUAAUUAUAUGACUCAUAACAACAUAACAUUGUUUUUUUUUGUAACUGUUAGAUCUUUAUAUUAAUCAUUAUAACAAACUAAUGGAGUAAUUUCACAAAAAAUAAUUG
Messenger RNA from Hyposmocoma kahamanoa, 7002 nucleotides. RefSeq names its product myotubularin-related protein 13 (gene Sbf). Bases 287 to 6133 code for a protein of 1948 amino acids. Lineage: Eukaryota; Metazoa; Arthropoda; Insecta; Lepidoptera; Cosmopterigidae. The record is from RefSeq and is a predicted model, not a curated record. The transcript has 39 exons.